AUGACAUCCAGAAUCCAAGAGCUAAGUUUCUUAGGUCAAAUGACUUGUGUACCAGUAUUUGGCGUACGCACGCGGUCACGUGAUAUUGGUUGGACAAGGGGAUUUGUCCGUCCUUGUUCGUUGUUGCGAGCUUCUCAGUGCGGAACAAGGUUCUUUGUACAUCCCCUCCCUCCAGAGCCUCAGAAACAUGGUCCGCAUAUGUCGUUGCUACGGUGA
Molecule: messenger RNA, 216 nt
Organism: Laccaria bicolor S238N-H82
Lineage: Eukaryota; Fungi; Basidiomycota; Agaricomycetes; Agaricales; Hydnangiaceae
Exons: 1
Coding region: 1-216 (71 amino acids)
Source: RefSeq, a predicted model, not a curated record